Messenger RNA from Brachypodium distachyon (stiff brome), 5894 nucleotides. RefSeq names its product sister chromatid cohesion protein SCC2. Gene Ontology annotation, cellular component: Scc2-Scc4 cohesin loading complex. Gene Ontology annotation, biological process: establishment of protein localization to chromatin; establishment of mitotic sister chromatid cohesion; regulation of gene expression. The record is from RefSeq and is a predicted model, not a curated record. NCBI's taxonomy places the organism in Eukaryota, Viridiplantae, Streptophyta, Magnoliopsida, Poales, Poaceae. Gene Ontology annotation, molecular function: chromatin binding. The coding region runs from base 284 to 5599 and encodes 1771 amino acids. The transcript is spliced from 28 exons.
UUGUGAACGUGGGGUUCCUUUCUUCCUUCCCCCACAAGAUUGCUGCUAGUCGUCGGAGCCUCUUCUCUUCUCUCCGCUCCGGCCAGCCAGCCACCUCACCCUUCCUAAUUUGCGCCGCCCGCUCGCCGGCCUAUACUAAGCGCUAGAGCCCAGCAACCACGCGGAAUCCCCAGCCCUUGACUCGGGCAAACAAACCCUUGGAGCCCAGCAAGCAGUUGAGCAGCGGACUCCUCCAGUUCGAAAUCCUAUCUAGGGUUUCGCCCCCGCGCGGCGCCGGCCGGCCAUGGACCCUCCCGACGCCGCCGGGAGGGCGGGCUUCGAGCGCGCCUGCCGCCUGCCCAACACCGUCCACUCCGAGAUCGCCGCCGCGCUGCCGCUCCCCACCCUCCCGCCCACGCUCGGCGUCCUCGGCGGUGACGACCGCGACGAGCCGCUCGCCGAGCCCGACCGCCCCGACAUGAUCAUGCACGCCGCCGACAUCGCGCGCGCGCUCGCCAACACCGACAUCUCCUACCUGGGAUUCACGGAGGCGGACCACGUCGAGGCGGAUCCCAGCGAGUGCUCCUUGCUCUGGAGGGAGGUGCUCAAGCACAACCCGGACGCCUUCAACAUCAAGCCCCGCGCACCACCUCCUCCUGCUCCUGCUUCGCAAGGCCCCCUUGAUGAUCAGGAAUAUCAUAACCGUGCACGUGAUAAGCAUUUUGAGCAUCUAGCACCUAGUCUGGGUAAAGCACGAAAGGAGCAUGCAUUCCCUCCAGAUGAAAUCAACUCACACAGAGAACAUCUUCAUAAUGAUUUAACACCAGAUGCAGUUGCUUCAAAGAAACCAAAAAUGAGGAAGAAAGAUAUUGAUAAUUCUGCUUCAAGCUCUGGUCCCAGCAUUCCUAAUAGUCAAGGAGUCAUUACCAACUUCCGUGAGCUGGUGGAGGACUUCUGUGGAAAAGCAGAAAUUCCUGAUAAUGCAGAUGGCGAUGAUUGGUUAUCAAUUCCACUGAAUGAUGUUAAGGUUCUUGUAAAUGAAAUUACCUAUGUUCGAUCAAAGGAGAUGUUGCAUGUGAUUCCUAUGGAUACUCUCACUAGUCUAUUACAUGUGAUAGACCGUCAGAUCAGAUGUUCUCAGGGAUUAUCAAUAGAUGGGAAAGGAAAUCCUGAUGCUGAGGACACUGAACACACUGUUUUCUCUGCUUUGGAGUCUAUUCAUGCGGCGCUAGCAAUCAUGACCCACCGUGAUAUGCCAAAGCAGCUCUACCGGGAAGAGCUUAUCGAGCGCAUUAUUGAUUUCUCAAGACAUCAGAUAAUGGAUUGUAUGGCUGCAAGUAACCCAACCUUCCGAGCUCUCUACAAGCCAGCUGGAAAUGUUGCAAAUGAUGGAGAUGAAGACGAGGACGACGUGGAAAAUGGACAGGCUAGCAAAAAGAGGCGCACUGCUUCUAAUUUAAGCGCAAGGAAAUCUUCUGCAAACAAAGUUUCUGCUUCUAUAUAUUCUGCUGUGCAGAAACUAUGCUUGAUAUUGGGCUUUCUUAAAGAACUUCUCACAACGGUGCGCUUAUCAGAUAGUUGUAUCCUGCAGUUAGCAAAAACCUGCUUUACUACAUUCCUGGUGGACAAUAUGCAGCUUUUACAAUUGAAGGCGAUCGAUGUUAUCUGCACGGUUUUUUCAUCAUAUACACAACACAGGACUUACGUGAUUGAUGAAACACUUUAUCUUGUCCGUAAGUUACAGUUCUCGAAAAAUGCUAUCAGAACUUACCAUCUAGCUGACGAUGAGCAAAAACAAAUCCAGAUGAUAACUGCCCUGCUAGUUCACUUGGUCCAGUUCAGCGCAAAUGUUCCUGAUAGCUUAAAGGGAACAGUAAAUUGGAGCACUAUCAUUGAUGCCUCAGUUGAUUCUAGUUAUCCAAUUAACUGCCAUGAAGCAGCAACAGAGGCUUGUUGCCUUUUUUGGACCAAUGUGCUUCAACGUUUCACUGCUGCUAAAUCUCAAGAUAUGUCAGAAGCCAAAGGGAUUAUAGAAAAUCUUGUUCAGGACUUGCUUACAGUAUUAAACUUGCCCGAGUAUCCAGCUGCUGCCCCUAUACUUGAGGUUCUAUGUGUGUUGCUGCUUCAAAAUGCUGGAUUGAAUUCGAAGGACACUUCUGCUCGCUGCUUUGCUAUUGAUCUUCUCGGUGGUAUUGCAUCGAGAUUGAAGCGUGAUUCUGUCAUCUGUAGCAAGGAGAAGAUUUGGAUAUUGCAAGAACUUAUUGAUGCAGAUAACGAUGGCUCAAAAAUCUUGAAAAACAAAUGUUGCGUUUGUCGUGGGGGAAGAGGUAUAAAUAUGGCAUGUGACUCAUGUGGAAGAUGUUUCCACUCAGAUUGUAUGGGGACUGGCAGUCAGGAAAACUUACAGCGUGAUUCUGUUUGCCCUUUAUGCUUUUGCAAGCAACAGCUCAGUGUGUUGCAGUCAUACUACGAGUUACAAAAUAAAGAAAAUGGCAAAAGAACAUCCACCUCAAAUAAGAAAAAAUCUGCUACACCUGAAGAGGUGACAGCAGUGGAUAUUGUUCAACAAAUACUAUUGAAUUAUCUCCAGGAAGCUGGGCCACAAGAUGAUGGAAACCUGUUUUCUCGAUGGUUCUAUCUCUGCAUGUGGUACAAAGAAGACCUACGUUCUCAGGAGAAGAUCAUCUACUAUCUUGCCAGAUUGAAAUCUAAGGAGAUUUUGCGAUAUUCUGGCAAUGGUUUAGUAUUGUCCAGAGACUGGGCUAAGAAAAUUUGUUUGGCACUUGGCCAGAAGAACUCGUUUUCUCGGGGGUUUGAUAAAAUUCUUGCCCUCCUUUUGGCUAGCUUGAGAGAAAAUUCUCCUGUAAUAAGAGCAAAGGCCUUACGAGCUGUCAGCAGUAUAGUUGAAGCUGAUCCUGAGGUAUUGGGUGACAAGCGUGUCCAAUCUGCUGUUGAAGGAAGGUUUUGUGACUCGGCUAUUUCUGUUCGUGAAGCUGCACUUGAGCUUGUUGGAAGGCAUAUUGCUUCACACCCUGAUGUGGGCCUGAAGUAUAUUGAAAAAGUCGCUGAACGGAUAAAGGACACUGGAGUAAGUGUUCGCAAACGUGCGAUCAAAAUUAUUCGUGAUCUUUGUGCUUCAAAUCCAAACACAGAUACAACUCAUGCCUUUGUGGAGAUUAUUUCGCGUGUUAAUGAUGAGGAAUCAAGUGUACAGGAUCUUGUUUGCAAAACGUUUUAUGAGCUAUGGUUUGACGAACCAAUUGGGAGCCAUAAACACUUGGUUGCUGAUGGUAGUUCAGUUCCUAUGGAGAUUGCAAAAAAGACUGAGCAAAUUGUUGACAUGUUGAAAAAGAUGCCCAAUCAUCAACCGCUUAUUACCAUUAUAAAACGUAGUUUGACUCUCGAUUUCCUCCCGCAGUCAAGUAAGGCCUCAGGCAUUAACUCAUCCAUGAUGUCAUCACUUCGGAAGCGUUGUGAAUUGAUAUGUAAACGCUUGUUAGAAAGAAUAUUGCAGGUUGAGGAGGGAGCUGAUAACGAGGCAAAAGUCCACACACUUCCUUAUGUUCUUGUCUUGCAAGCAUUUUGUAUUGUGGAUCCCACCCUCUGCACUCCAGUAACUGAUCCUUCUCAGUUUGUUGUGACGCUUCAACCAUACCUUAAGAAUAAGGUUGACAGUAAAUCAACUGCCCAGUUACUUGAAAGUAUAAUUUUUGUGAUUGAUUCUGUUCUUCCACUCAUACGUAAGCCACCACAAACUGUGGUAGAAGAACUUGAGCAGGAUCUGAAGCAGAUGAUAGUUCGCCACUCUUUUUUGACAGUUGUACAUGCCUGCAUCAAGUGUCUUUCUGCCCUUAGCAAUGCAGCAUCCAGAGGGCCAAAGUUAUUUGAGCAUCUUGUUAGCAUUUUCUACAAGCAUCUGUCUGGUCCUAAUUCUGAUAGUCAGGUGCUGGGUCGAUCAUUGUUUUGUCUUGGCCUGCUCCUUAGAUAUGGUUAUAAACUGAUGACAGCAUCAGAAAACCAACUUGAUUUCCCAAAGAUUCUUGAUUUGCUGAAGAGAAGGUAUCUUCUCAAGGAGGAUUUCAGCUUGAAGGUUCGAGCUUUGCAGGCUUUGGGAUACAUACUUAUUGCAAAGCCUGAGUUUAUGCUGCAGAAAGAUAUCUUGAAUCUAAUAGAGGCAUCACUAUCUUCUGAUGUAGAUUAUAGGUUAAAGAUGCAAGGUUUGCAAAACCUAUGUGAAUAUCUCCGUGAUGCGGAAAGCCAACUCACGGCUGAGAGUACAGGCAAGCCUGCUGUACAGUAUGCAGCUAAUGGUGGAAGUGAAGUACCUGUAGCUGCUGGUGCGGGAGACACCAACAUAUGCGGUGGUAUUAUCCAAUUGUAUUGGAAUUCUAUUCUUGAAAGAUGCUUGGAUAUGAAUGAUCAAGUUCGUCAUGCUGCACUAAAGAUUGUGGAAAUUGUUCUUCGCCAGGGUUUAGUUCACCCCAUUACUUGUGUUCCACACCUUAUAUCACUUGAAACUGACCCAGUGGAGGCGAACUCAAAGUUGUCUCAUCAUUUGCUGAUGAAUAUGAAUGAAAAGUAUCCUUCAUUUUUCGAAAGCCGCUUGGGUGAUGGCUUACAAAUGUCAUUUAGAUUCUUUGAGGCCAUAGUCAGCAACCAUAACAUGGCAGCAACCAACAUGAAAUCAAAUCCGAUUGCAUUUGUUAAACCUGGCAUAUCUAGAAUAUACCGUCUUAUCCGUGCAAAUCGAAAUUCGAGAAACAAAUUUGUACACUCAAUAGUACGCAAAUUUGUAUCUGACGGCCGGAGUUACCCCACGAUCGGCUUUCUUGUAUACUGUGCUGAAGUUCUUGCGUCUCUCCCUUUCACAUGCCCUGAUGAACCACUUUACUUGGUCUAUGAUAUAAAUCGAGUUAUUCAAAUUAGAGCUGGUGCAAUCGAGUCAAAUUUGAAGAAUUGGACUUCGCUGGAUCAGCAACAAGAUAUGGCAGGUAUCCCUGGAUAUACUGGUGAUGUUAUGCAUGAGCCUGGGGGGUAUUCUGACCAGAACGUGGCAGAUAUUUGUCAAAGGACGCUUAACAAUCCUUGUAGCACGUCAGGUGUGGAUAUGGGUAAACUUCAGGGAGAUUGCCAUGAGGCGAUAGCUCUUCAGCUCCUUCUCAAACUGAAGAGACACUUGAAAAUUGUCUACAGUUUAACUGAUGCUCGCUGUCAGGCAUUUUCUCCGAAGGAUGCACCAAAAUCUGCUGAAGCCUUCUCCAAGCAGAAUAUCCCACUUAACAUUAACAACACUAACACCAGCUUGCCGAGCUGCCUGCAGGAUGUGGCGCGCGUAUACCAGGAUUUCAAGACAUUGCUGCGAGAAGAUGCCAUGGACUAUGUAAUGUACACCGCCGCAACGGUUCAAAAAAAGCGUCCAACUCCAAGAAGCUCGUCAAAAGUUAGGAAGCCAGUGCCUGUUACAAGAGGCCGUGGUGGUGGUGGUCGUGGCCGCGGUGGUGGUGAUGAUGACGGCCAUGACACUGACGACGACGAAUGGAGUGGAGGGCCAAGGAUGCUGGACUUUGGCGCUCAGGCAGUUACUGGUGGCCGAGUAACGAGGCAGAGGGUCCAAGUAUGACUGCUGUUUCGGUGCUCUGUACAUUGUAGGAAGUAAAGUUUAUAUAGGUGACUGGGCAGGCAGGCAGGAGGCUUAGGUGGUCUGUUAGUAGGGAUCCCCGUACCAUCAGCAGCAGUGGCAGUAGUACAUAGAAGCAGACAGGGAAUGAAGAUAGCUUUUACCAACUUAGACGCCAUUAAUUUGGAGCACCCAUUUUCUUUCAUUUUAUUCUUUUGUAAUGGCAAAACUCCAAACAGGUUGUGCUCCAUUAUCUGAUUCAAUGGGAAAAAAAGAUAGGAAGUGCUUGUUUAGCUUA